Messenger RNA from Exophiala oligosperma, 444 nucleotides. RefSeq lists its product as uncharacterized. The coding region runs from base 1 to 444 and encodes 147 amino acids. NCBI's taxonomy places the organism in Eukaryota, Fungi, Ascomycota, Eurotiomycetes, Chaetothyriales, Herpotrichiellaceae. The record is from RefSeq and is a predicted model, not a curated record. The transcript is spliced from 2 exons.
AUGGCUGAGGAACAGAACCCACGGACGCUAUUCGAUUUUGCCAUCACUGAUGGCGGCGACGGUGGUACCAUGCUGUUUCUGACCAUGACCAACAUACGUCGACAGCUUAGCUUCCAUUCGGCACUACGAUUCAUCGAGGGCGAAACGGAAACAGUGCGGCCUACACUUGAUGGAGGAAGAAAUUUGGAGGCCGUCGAUAGAAUGGCGAGACUUGACUUCAAGCAGAGAGUGGCAUUUGACGGUCUCAGAUACGCGACUACCAUGCUCAUGUUGGUCGAUGAGAUCUUGGUCGAAAUGACGAGGAUUAAUCUCACCGACCCCUUCCUUACGGGAGACUCGGAUCGCUUGUUCUUUCUGUUCGAGCUGGCUAUCCAUCUUCAUGCCCGUGGUGAGGCGGAUGUCAAUGCUAUUCUUGAAUAUCUCAGACCAGAGAUCUUGGGCUGA